Arabidopsis arenosa is the source of this 2597-nucleotide messenger RNA. The record is from the annotation of a GenBank genome assembly. Lineage: Eukaryota; Viridiplantae; Streptophyta; Magnoliopsida; Brassicales; Brassicaceae.
GCACCACAAGCUUUUAACCAACAAAAAAAAAAUGGGAAGCAGGAGGCUGUUUCUUUUACUUGCUUUCAAUGCUCUCAUGCUACUUGAAGCAUAUCGUUUUACCGAUAAAACUGAUAGGCAAGCGUUGCUCGAAUUCAAGUCUCAAGUCUCUGAAGACAAAAGAGUUUUCUUAUCCUCAUGGAAUCAAUCAUUCCCACUCUGCAGUUGGGAGGGGGUUACAUGUGGCCGCAAACACAAGAGAGUUACUAGUUUGGACCUCCGAGGAUUGCAAUUAGGCGGAGUGAUAUCACCAUCUAUUGGUAAUCUUUCAUUCCUCACAUAUCUUGAUCUCUCUAAUAACUCUUUUGGUGGAACCAUUCCUCAAGAGGUGGGAAACUUGUUUAGACUUGAAUACUUGGAUAUGGGCAUUAAUUAUCUGGGAGGAGGGAUUCCAGCAAGUUUGUCUAACUGCUCUAGAUUGUUGGACCUUGAUUUAUUUUCAAAUCCUCUUGGACGAGGUGUUCCUUCAGAACUAGGCUCAUUGACGAACCUAGUUAGUUUAAAUUUUCGUGAGAAUAACCUAAAAGGGAAGCUUCCUACAUCUCUAGGAAAUUUGACAUCACUCAUACGAGCUAGCUUUGGAGGAAACAAUAUGGAAGGAGAAAUUCCAGAUGAUGUAGCUAGGCUGAGUCAAAUGAUGAUUCUUGAAUUAUCUUUUAACCAAUUCUCAGGCGUUUUUCCUCCCGCAAUCUACAAUAUGUCCUCACUUGAAAAUUUAUAUAUGGCUUUUAAUCAUUUCUCGGGUCGUCUUAGACCUGAUUUUGGUAUUCUGCUACCAAAUCUUCAAGAGUUAAAUAUGGGAGGGAAUUUUUUCACCGGUUCCAUUCCAACAACACUUUCCAAUAUCUCAACUCUUCAAAAAGUGGGAUUGAAUGAUAACAAUCUGACAGGAAGUAUUCCUACUUUCGAAAAAGUACCAAAUUUGCAAUGGUUACUUCUUCGUAGCAAUUCGUUGGGAAGUUACUCUUUUGGAGAUCUUGACUUCAUCAGUUCUUUAACUAACUGCACCCAACUAGAGAAAUUAGGACUUGGUGGGAAUAGGCUUGGGGGUGACUUUCCUAUUUCCAUUACCAAUCUGUCCGUGGAACUCACCGAUUUACUCCUCGAAAAUAAUCACAUCUCUGGAAGAAUUCCUCAGGAAAUUGGGAACCUCUUAGGCCUCCAAACGCUUGGGUUGCGCGAAAAUAUGUUAUCUGGGCCACUCCCAACCUCUCUUGGUAAUCUCUUGGGACUUGGGGUUUUAGAUCUCAGCUCAAACAAAUUGUCAGGAGUAAUACCAUCUACUAUAGGCAACCUCACUCGGUUACAAAAACUCCGUUUGUCCAACAACAUUUUUGAAGGAACCAUUCCUCCAAGUCUUGGUAACUGCAGUGAACUGCUACAUUUAGAGAUUGGGUAUAAUAAGUUGAAUGGGACUAUACCUAAGGAAAUUAUGCAACUUUCACACCUUCUUACCCUCAGCAUGCCAAGUAAUUCUAUCAGCGGCACUCUUCCAAACGAUGUUGGACGACUACAGAAUCUCGUUCGACUAUCUAUUUCGGAUAAUAAAUUAUCAGGGGAGCUCUCACAGACUUUGGGAAACUGUCUUUCGAUGGAAGAAAUAUAUCUGCAAGGGAAUUCUUUUGAUGGAAUCAUUCCAAAUAUAAAAGGGUUGGUGGGUGUUAAAAGAGUUGAUAUGUCUAACAAUCAUUUCUCUGGAAGUAUUCCUGGAUAUUUUGAGAAUUUUUCCAAGUUGGAAUAUCUCAAUCUAUCCAUUAACAAUUUUGAGGGAAGCGUGCCAACAAAAGGAAAAUUUCAGAAUUCUACUGUAGUUUUGGUAUAUGGAAACAAAAAUCUCUGUGGAGGCAUCAAGGAACUGAAACUAAAGCCAUGUAUUGCCCAAGAACCACCAAUGGGGACAAAGCAUCCAUCUCUUUUGAAGAAAGUUGCGAUCGGGGUCAGCGAGUCCUUCAACCAACUAAGCUCAGCUGGUGUUAGAGGAACCAUUGGCUAUGCCGCACCAGAAUAUGGAAUGGGAGGACAACCAUCAAUACACGGUGAUGUAUACAGCUUUGGGGUUCUCGUUUUGGAAAUGUUCACUGGAAAACGACCAACCAAUGAGCUAUUUGAGGGGAGCUUUACCCUACACAGCUACACCAAAUCAGCCUUGCCGGAAAGAGUUUUGGACAUUGCAGACAAAUCGAUUCUUCACAAUGGUCUCAGGGUUGGUUUCCCUGUCGUUGAGUGCUUGAAAGUGAUUUUUGAUGUGGGACUUAGGUGUUGUGAAGAAUCUCCGACGAACCGGUUAGCAACGAGUGAAGCCGCCAAGGAGUUAAUCUCAAUCAGAGAGAGGUUCUUUAAAACCCGAAGAACAGCGAGACGUUGAAGUGUUUAUGGUUUCCCCUACAAACUUUGCCAUCCACUUAUAUAAUAUCAUAUUGUCUUUCAUAAUCUGUGGUUUGUUUUUCCCCUCUGUUUAUGCUCUGUUCUUUUCAGACAAGAUUGAAUGUUUGUGUUUUCUGCUUUAAAUUUUCUUGGGAUAAGAAUACUUUUGGCAAAAAUGAAGUAGCUGUGGUUUA